This is a messenger RNA of Paramisgurnus dabryanus, 6486 nucleotides long. Lineage: Eukaryota; Metazoa; Chordata; Actinopteri; Cypriniformes; Cobitidae. The record is from RefSeq and is a predicted model, not a curated record.
UCAAAAACUGUAUACUGUAUACAAACUAUAGAUGAUUCUUUUCUUUAUUUGACUGCUGAGCACCAAAUCAACUUUUAGGAUGUGGUUGCUGAUAAUAUUGGUGAGCUUCCUGAUAAUGGCUGCAGGAUCAUGUUGGUACCUAUUCAGAAGACCAAGUCCAUUUACAUUGGAGUCAGUGAGACCACCAGGACCUCAUGAGAAAGACCAGAGGGAAAGAGACAAAGUGUUGAAACAAGGAUUUACCAAGGAGAAAAUUCCCAAAAAUCUGGAUGCCAUUGUGAUAGGAAGUGGCAUUGGAGGAAUGACGGCAGCAGCCACAAUGGCCAAAGUAGGGAAGAGAGUCCUGGUGUUGGAGCAACAUGAUGUGGCAGGAGGCUGUUGCCACACUUUCACCAAACAGGGUUUUGAGUUUGAUGUUGGACUUCACUACAUUGGACAGCUGCACGAAAACAGUCUGUUUAAGGUUGCUAUGGACCAAAUCACUGAGGGUCAACUGGAGUUUGUGGAGAUAGAUCAGCAUUUUGACAAUCUUGUGAUUGGUGCUGGAGAGGAACGGAGAGAAUACAGCAUUUACACAGGCAAGUCUGAGAUGGAGCAACACCUGAAGAAGCAGUUUCCUGAGGAUGUCAAAGCUGUGGAGGAGUUCUUUAAGCUAAUGAAGAUUGCAGCCAGCCGGACUCCAUUGUUAGCUAUCCUGAAGCUGAUCCCAAGGUGGUUGGCCCUGUUUCUGCUAAAGACUGGCAUGGCUGACUUCUGUUCAUCUGUGUUUCGUCUCUCAGGCACCAGUGCCACAGAGAUGAACUACAGACUGACAAGCAACAAGGAUUUGCACUUGAUCUUCUCCUAUUUCUUCUAUGGUGUUCCUCCCAAAGAUUCUAGCUGUAUGAUUAAUGCUCUGCUGCUUCACCAUUACAAGCGUGGUGCAUACUACCCCAAAGGGGGCGCCAGUGAGAUUCCAUUCCACAUCACAAAAGUCAUACAGAAACAUGGAGGAAAUGUGCUUGUCCGUGCCCCUGUCAGUCGUAUUCUGGUUGAUAAGAAUGAAUCUGCAUAUGGGGUAGCAGUCAGGAAAGGUGGUGAGGAUGUCGAGGUCUAUGCUCCUGUUGUUAUCUCCAACUGUGGAAUCUACAACACCUUCCAAAAGCUCUUACCUCCAGAGAUACAAGCCAAGCCAGAGAUUCAGAAUCGUUUGGAUAUAAAGCCAGGGAAAGCAUCAUUUCUUCUAUUCUCAGGAUUCGAUGCAACCCAAGAAGAACUAGGCAUCACAUCCACGAAUUUGUGGCUUUUCAAAUCCAAUGACAUGGAUGCCAUGAUGGAUGAGUUCUUCAGUAUGGGUAAAGAGGAGGCACCAGAAAAUAUACCCAUGAUGUUGAUCACCUUUCCCUCUGCCAAAGACCACACAUCACAAAUUCGACACCCAGGCAAGUCAUGUAUGACCAUCCUGACCAUGGUGAAUUAUGAAUGGUUUGAGGAGUGGAAGGACACAAAAGUGAGGAAAAGAGGGGAUGACUAUUACACCUAUAAAAUGAGAUAUGCCAACUACCUCUUUGACUGGGCAUGUGAACACUUCCCAAAACUCAGAGAAAAGCUUGUUUUUCAGGAGGCAGCCUCUCCUUUGACAACUGUGCACUAUCUCGGCUCUAUGCGAGGAGCCAUUUAUUCAGCUGAUCACACCUUGGAACGCUUCAAGGCAGAGACCAUUGCUAAGAAUCGCUGUGAUAGCUCUGUAAAAAACCUUUACAUUUCAGGUCAGGAUGUGUUUAGCUGUGGUAUUGCUGGUGCAAUGCAUGGUGGACUACUUUGUGCCUCUUCAGUGCUAAAUCGAAUAGUAUAUAUUGACCUCUUUCUGCUCAAGAAAAAACUAAAGAGGAAGAAAGCUAGGGAGAUUGCCAGACUGAGCAAACCAAAGCUGCAGUGAUGCAACUGUGCCGACUUUGCAAGAUGGAUGGACAGCUACUCAUUGCAUUUCAAUACAUCAUAGCAAUUUUUAGCACAUAAUAAUAUUUUACACACUCUGAAAAAAAUGUCAAAAUAUGUACCCCAGCAGUUACUGGGGUGAUACCCUUUAAAAAAGAUUUGUACCUAAAGGGCUCAUAGUAGCACCUCAAAGGUUCAUAUUGAUACCAAAUCUAUACAUAUCUGUACCUAAUAGGACUUUUUUAAAGGGAACUGCCCCAAUGGCAGCUGGGGUACGGGAGAGCGGGGUAAGUUGUCACACUGUUGAUAACUCCAACAGAGGCUUUGGGCCCUAUCUUGCACCCAGCGCAAUUGACUUUGUCAGUGACGCAUGUAUCAUUCGUAUUUUGCACCGGCGCACAGCGGGUUUUUCCCUCCACGGACGCACGUCGGCAAACUAGGGAAUGAACUUGCGCUCCCUGGGCGGUUCAGCGCAAAAAAAGAGGCGUGUUGCGGCGCAAACCAUCCCUGAUGCUAUUUUGCAGUUUCAAAAAACAAUUGCGCCACUGACCAAAAAAAACCUAGUCUAAAGUCAGUGGCGCGUUGCGCGUGGUUCAUUAUGCUAUUUUAAGGGCGCAUGCUUGACCAUAAUGUAUAGCGUGCACAACGCGCACAUACUUUGCUUAUCUAAUCACAGAUGCAACAGUUAUUUUUGCAAAUCAUAAAUUGUUACAAUAAAAAAUAUUAACACAUGAGAAUCAUAGUGGUGAGCAUUGUGGUGAUAGUUUUUAUUUAUUGUGUGGCUGCGUUAAAAAAUUAUCAUGCAAAUAACGAUUAAAAUAUUAUCAUAAGAAACCUUAAUGUAUAUGAACUUGAUUUGUAAGUGCACUUUGGGGUUGGACCUUAAUAGCAGGCACGUGCAGAGGGGGGGGGGACAACUUUUAACUGGACAAAUUGUACUGUUGCUGCAACCUGAGCAGCCUCCUAGCUGCUACAAGCACACUCUGAAAGUGGCGGUGGAGGGUAGGAAACACAGCCCCGCCCCUGCAGAAGAGUGUCUGAUACCAGGCACUGUUGCGCUUUUCAACCACAUGGGGGAGCUGCAAGUCAUUUUUACAUGGAAACUACAUAGUGUUGCUUUAAAUGCCCUUUUGUGAAGGCCUGCCCAAUCUAACUAUUAGUAAAAUUAAUAAAAAAUAAUUUAGACGCAAAUAAAAUUAGUCACAUGAUGACGUAUUGACCUUUCAUUGGACAAUCUCUUUAGGGAAAGCUCACAGCGCUAGCAGCGCCCACACGUGCACGACACGGUGCGCAGUACAGGGAGGAUCCCCCUCGAGCCGGCAUUGAACCGAAGCGAUAUGCUUGUUAUAUUAUUAUUAUUUUACAAGAACAACGUGAGGAGAGCAUGCACAGCUUUUGUUUAUUGCUGUCUGUGUGUAUUAACAUCUCUACAACGUUAGAUGCAAACAGGGCUCUCAAGUCUCACGCAUUUGGCGGGAGACACACGCAUUUCAGCCAGUUUACACGCCAGUGACGCCACACCUUGCAUUUCUCACGCUGAAAAUAAAACAUUCUUCCCAUAUAAAAACAAUGGAUGAGGCAAAGGCAGGGACGUUCUCUGCCGGGAGUUCAUACAGGUAGCUGUCUCGAGUUUUUAGGUGUGCUCAACUUCACGCAGCAAUGCAAGAACCGAAACGCACAUGACAUCAAAGUACCGCGAGAAAUAUUCGGGAAAUCAUACGGAGGAGUUUGAUUUCAAAUCGCUCUCGCGCUGUUCUAAUGUCAUCCACCUGUCACGCGGAGUUUGUUGGAGGAGCAAGAUCCGAUGAAUACGGUAAAAAAACUCGUUUAAUUUUUGUAUCAUAUUGAAUUUACCAUUCCUGGACUCGCCUUUGAUAAAAGACAAUGUGAGCUGAUGUUGGGUAAUAUAGCCAUACUCGUGCUAAAUUAUUAACUCAGUCAAAAACUCUCCAGCUUUGCAACCAGUUUUAGUUUACCUGAAAAUAAAGAAAGUACUAGAGGCUUCAUAAAAUGAAUGAAAGGAGAGAUGAAUGUCAUUAUUUUAUUGCCGUGUCAUCAAGGCAUCAAAGUGUGCAAAAACACAACACAAACACGAUUCAAAACUAUAGGCUACUCUCUUUGUAUACAAAUUUCGAACAGGAUUAGAAUAGAAUAGAAUUAUAUUUUAAAUAUGACAACAAAAACACAAGACUGUAAACGUAAUAAUAUCUUAAUGUCACAAUGCAAUAAUAUCAUAUAAUUUCAAAACUGCAUAUACUGUUGACACACACAAACACAAAAUGAAAUGCACUGUAAGUCGUUUUGGAUAAAAGUGGCUGCCAAAUGCAUAAAUAUAUAGAUAUAAAACUCAGUCUAUAUAGAUUUUUCUCUCUCACUCUAUUUGCAAGGAAAAUAAAGGAAAACUUUAGACUUAAAAUCAUCUUUCUAUUCUGUAUUACUUUAUUAUUUGUUUCAGUUGUGUGCUUGCGUGUCAGCGAGCAAAGUGCCCUUUUUAUUUUUUGAGCACCUGCCUCUCCAAUUGUCUCUGCACGGCCCUGCUUAAUAGCGUUUCUUGGGUCCGAUUUCAAAGCCCCCAAACCCUUUCAGCGGUGAGGGUGGUCUGCUGGCGUCAGGUCCUGAGGCACACCCACCUCCCGUUACACGGCGCAUGCCCGAUUUAUGCUGGCAAGCUUUGGAUUCCCCCGUCUCCUGACAUCAUUGUAGCGCUUGGCGCAACGAGGGGGAUGCCAGCUGAUGAGACAAUUGUGGCUAUUUCCUCUCACGCCUGUUUAACCUACGCUGAUUUGGGCGGGUUUCCCCAUUCCUCAUACAAAACAACUUCUCUGUCUUUGACUGCUCUUACAAGAACGUCGGUCUCCUCGGCUGUGAACCGCUCCUGGCGUGCGCCUGGUAAAUCCGUCAUAAUAAUAGCAACCCGCCAUGGAACUUGCGCCCUUGCGUUUAAAGGGAAUGUUGGAUAGCGUUCUGAUUGGUUUAUUUGACGUUACGCCCAAACCACACCUAUGAAUAAUGAACCUACUUCAGACCAACCCCUUAUUGAUUUGCGCCUGGCGCAAGAGUUAUUUCUCCCGCCGGGAAAAUAGCAACAGCGCCCAAGAUCCGCCCACAAAGUCACUUGCGCAUUGCGCUUCGCACUUGCGUUUCAGAUCGUUAAAAUAGGGCCCAAAAUCGUAAAAAUCAAAUAGCCACUUUGUGUCAUGACUUCUUCUAUAGUAAACUUUGUGUUCACAUGUGGUGAUCGCUCUAAUCUGACAUUCCCACAAUUUUCUUAUUUUUGCUUAUUUUUUGGUAUAAAAAGAAAAAAAUAGCACUUUAUUUUAUGCAAUACAAAUUUGUUAAAUUUGAAUGUUAAAAAUGAUUAUUUUGCACAAAAUAGAGAAGACAAUUACGUGUCUUUUGAUACUUUAGCUGACGUGCUAUGUUGAGCUAACCCUGAGAUUUAGCCAACAUUAGCACACAUGUCAGUUUGGGGCAAGUUGUCUCAAUGACUUUGGGGCAAGUUGUCACAUGCUUUUCACACUGGAAAUAUUAUUCUAAACCCACGGAUUAACGGAACCAUGGGUUAUCUGUUUCACAUUUCACCAGGGAUUAAGAGAUAACCCUGGGUAUUCAUAUUUGACAUAAUCUAAUCUAGUGUGACAAUUUACCCAACCGUGGGGCAAAUUGUCACAAGUGAACAUUCUCUAUUCAACAGUCUACAGCUCCGUAAUGAGAUAAAAUACGAACAUUUAAUAAAUACAACAUAUGUGCAAAACUUCCUUCUUUUUUAUUGGUAUGAGAUGUAUACCAUUUUGCUGUAUGCUCAGUAAAUGUUAGACAGUGUAAAACGUGUGACAACUUACCCCGCUCUCCCCUACAUAUUUUGACCUUAUUUCUGACAGUGUAAUGAAAGUGAAUAUUUUAAAAUAUAAAAGAUUUAACUGAUUUGUUUGUCUGAGAUUCAUUGUUUAGUGCUAUAUAGCACCAAAACUGUUGCUUUGGAUCGUAACCAUAGAAGAACCAUUUUUAGUGCCAUAUAGCACCGGUGUAGCACCUGUGUAGCACCUGUGUAGAACCAUAUAGGGGUCAUAUAGCACCACUAUAGCACCACAUAUGGUUCUACAAAGCACUAUGGUUCUACACAGGUGCUUCACUGGUGCUUCACCAGUGCUAUAUGGCACUAAAAAUGGUUCUUCUAUGAUUACGAGCAAAGAACCACUUUUGGUGCUAUAUAGUUUUUAGAGUGGCAGCACUAUUAGGUUGACUACAAGGCAGGCAUUUCUCUUUAUUUGGAGAAUACACUCUUUUUUGUGCUUUGUAUAGAAAUUUGUAUAAAAAGCUUUUUUGUAUUAUGAUAGUAGAACAUAAGUAAAUGUCAUUAGAUAUAAAGUGUAAAAUGAUGUUGUCACUUUUCACUGAGAUAUUGGAAGUUUUUUUUAAACGAACCAUAAAAAAUUUAAUAGUAAUAAAAAUGUGAUGCCUGUUGUUGUUAUAAUGAAAAGCACAAUUAUAUGUGAAAGGUUUAUUGAUUACACGGUUGAAAUGCUUGAUUCUGAUUGAACAGUCACAUUAUUUGUUAUUCCCAGAGCU